ACAUCGUCUUCAGACAUGGCAAAGGAGGGCACGGAGAUCGCCGAAGAGACCGAGCAAAUGAUAGACCAGAAGGAGCCGGAGAAUCCCGUCUCUGCGGUGGUAGAUUCAAAAGAAAUGCGGGCUGUGGUUUUGACGGGCUUUGGUGGACUAAACAAACUCAAAGUCACCAAGAAACCAAUGCCAGAGCCACAAGAAGGAGAAGUCAAAAUUCGCGUGAAAGCAUGUGGAUUGAACUUUCUUGAUCUAAUGGUACGUCAAGGAAAUAUUGAUAAUCCUCCAAAGACACCUCUUGUGCCUGGAUUUGAGUGUUCUGGGAUUGUGGAGUCUGUGGGAGAGAACACCAAAGGCUUCGAGAUCGGCGAUAGAGUGAUGGCCUUUGUAAACUACAAUGCCUGGGCAGAGGUCGUAUGCUCACCGCUAGAUUUCGUGUUUAAGAUCCCAGACGACAUGACAUUCCCAGAGGCGGCUGCCUUCUCAUUGAACUUUGUGGCUGCCUACAUGAUGCUGUUUGAAGUGGCCAAUCUCCGGGAGGGGAUGUCUGUAUUAGUGCACUCAGCAGGAGGUGGGGUGGUAAGUCUGUUGCCUUGAGCGAUAGAGUUAGCAAAGAAACUUUGAAGUAGCAGAGAUUAAACUUGCAGUUAAGUACAGACUUACAGAUCCCAUACUGCUGUUUCGCUCUCUGACCUAAAAGGGCUAUGUAGGAGUUCAUAGCUCAUGCAUGGAAAAAAUAUAUUUACUCAUGGUUUACUCACCCUGAAGUGAGUAUCUUUACUGCAUUGAACACAAAGGAAAUGGUAAACCUCUGACAUCCAUAGUAAAUGAAGAAGUACUAUGGUAAUCAGUGUCUAUCUAAAAGAUGUGGCAUUGUGUAACAAUAAAUAACUGCUUGAUACAGUU
Molecule: messenger RNA, 897 nt
Organism: Danio rerio (zebrafish)
Lineage: Eukaryota; Metazoa; Chordata; Actinopteri; Cypriniformes; Danionidae
Gene: vat1l
Product: vesicle amine transport 1-like
Molecular function (GO): oxidoreductase activity; quinone reductase (NADPH) activity
Source: RefSeq, marked validated